AAAUUUGCGCUCCGUUUAAGCUAUCUUCGUGUUUAAAAAACCUUAAAAGCUUCCUAUUUUUCCCUCGACGAAAAAGUUCGAGAGAUGAUCUGCGGAAUCUGAGAGCAUAACGCUUCCAGAAACUUUCAUCGCUUAAAUUAUUCACACUUUGCAUAUUGUUACAGUUUUACCCAAUUAUUAAUUCAAAUAGCGACUAAUGUCAUGGCACACAAAAAGAAAAUGACGUCAAGAAGUUUGUGUGGUGCAAUAAAGGUGCGCCCGCGUUCAUCUCCCAUCAUUCUUUGCAAGGCCAGCAAGGAGGACAGAAGAAAGCAAAUUGACGGGAAAGGAGAGCGACACAAAUCCGCAUGGCGACCAAAGCUGGUAAGAAAGGAGGCAAGAAUCAGCAGAAAGCACCGAAGAAGCCCGAGGAACCAGACUACUUACAAAAGGUGGACCCUAUUUUGAUGAAAAAUGUCACUGAACUCACAGGAGGUCGCAGUAAUCUACAUAUUUUUGUGCCUCUUUGCGGCAAGACGCCGGAUAUGCGUUGGCUGGCAGAACAAGGUCACGCGAUUACAGGUGUAGAAGCUUCUCCUCGCUACAUCAAAGCGUUCUUCCAAGAUUCUAAGCUGGAGUAUACAGUCCAGAAGAAGCAGAUCACGGCUGAAAAGAAAGCAGACGUGUACACGGCGAAAGGCCAGAAUAUUACACUCUACCAUUGUGACAUCUUCAAUUUUUCUCUUGAGGUAGCAGGAGGAAAGUUCGAUGCCAUCUGGGAUCAGUCUGCCAUGCCUGUGAUCAAUGCGAUGGGUAAAACACGACUGAAGGAGUACACCAGCUUAAUGCAGUCGCUUCUUAAGCCAGACGGCCGGCAUAUGGUGGAGAUCUGUAAACACGGGUCUAAUUUUGUGACAGCAAAGAUGUUAAAGUCACUGGUUGGAGAUCAAUGCGACGUGCGUUACAUAGGUACGAGAAUAUGGAAAUACGACGAGGAAGAUGAUGAGUAUGACCCCGAAGAUCACGAACACGAGGACCACGGACACGGAGACCACGAACACGGAGACCACGGACACGGAGACCACGAUGACGAGGAAGACGUGGAGAUGUUCUAUCACCUUAUCACUUUCAAGGAUAAGGGCGCGACAGCUGGAAGGAAGAGGAAAAGUGAAAGGCAGAUGGAAGAGAGAAAAGAAAAGCAACCCAAGCAAACGAAAGGAAAACAACGACAAAAGAAAAGAAGCAAAAAGUGAACGCAAGACAGACGUUGGUUCACGAAUGGCGCCGAAACUUCACUCAGGAACUCUGAAUAACAUAAAAUUAUCUAGAUAAAAAAAGACAAAAGCUAAAAGCAAACGCAAAAACAAGUAUAAGACUGUAAGAGUGCUUCUAAACUGCAAAACUAAGCAAACAAAAAAAAAACCAUAUAAAAACCGGACACUGUAAGAGUCCAUCUCAACUGAUACAAAAACACAAGAGCACACAGACAUGCAAAAAACAAGUAUGUAAAAAAACGGACACUGAAAGAAUGCUUCUCAACUGAGUGUCACAAACCUUAAACAACCUAAUCACUGCAGGCCUAUCACAACAAAGUAACAGAUCACAGAGAGCUGAUAGUCAACUAGCAAACCGCCGCCAAGUCAUGAUUAAAUAUACUCUUUCACCUGAUUGGUUAA
Pocillopora damicornis (cauliflower coral) is the source of this 1655-nucleotide messenger RNA. RefSeq names its product putative thiopurine S-methyltransferase. The record is from RefSeq and is a predicted model, not a curated record. Gene Ontology annotation, molecular function: thiopurine S-methyltransferase activity. NCBI's taxonomy places the organism in Eukaryota, Metazoa, Cnidaria, Anthozoa, Scleractinia, Pocilloporidae.